UUUUUUUUCUUCAUACACACAUUCUGAUCAAUGUCGACAAUCGUCAAGAGACUCAUCUCAGCUGCACAUGUCGCCAUAUUCACCUACGGCUUUCUGCUCCAGCGUAACGAUAGCGAACUUUCUAAUAUCAAUGCAAUUGGUUUCUCCAUCUACUGCUCCCGAGGAGCAGCGCUCUGUCUGGCCUUUGACAUGGCCAUAAUCAUGCUCCUAGUCUGUCGCAAGUUGCUCUCCUAUAUUGCACGGAUCGUCUUUGCGUUCAAUAUCGGCCAUGGCACAAUCUCCGAGGGAAGCAACUCCAGCCUGACUUAUUACCACAGGUUCCUCGCCUAUCACAUCCUUGUAUUUUUGACGAUCCAUCUAUUAGGGCAUUGCGUCAACUUUUAUCGACUUGAACAAUUGGGCCGCGGUAGUGCCAUGUCAUAUCAUUUUGGGACCUGGGCAGGAGUGACUGGAUACUGGAUGCUCCUCUUACUCGGCAUCAUGUUCAUCACAGCCCAUCAAAAGAUUCGAAAGAGGAACUAUGAAGUCUUUUGGUAUACUCAUCAUUUGGCUCUUUUGGUCAUGGCCUUCUACACAUUUCAUGGCUACGGAUGUUUUGUAAAGACAAAUGACGGUGAAUGUCGUGGCUACAACUCUUGGAAAUACAUUGUGCUCGCCUCUAUUAUUUACGUGAUCGAACGUCUACUCCGGACCUUUGAAUCUUUUCAGCCCAUUGUUUUGUCAUCCGCCAUUGCUCAUCCUGGAGGUGCCAUCGAGCUCAAUUUUAAGCAACCUUCCCUUCAUUAUCGUCCAGGACAGCAUGUUUACCUCAAUAUACCCCGGCUGUCCAAAUUUGAAUGGCAUCCGUUUACGAUCACAUCAUCACCGUUCGAACAGUAUAUAUCAUUGGAUAUUCGACAGGACGGUGACUGGACAAGGAACCUUGCAAGAUUAUUGGGAUAUGGACCAGAAACACCGCGGAUAGAGCAGAUACAGGUUGUUCGGGAUCGUUCAUUACUGCCUCUCAUCAAGGUUGAUGGUCCAUAUGGAGGGCCUAAAGAUGAUGUUUUGGAUUUUGAUCAUGCGGUGCUCAUUGGGACAGGGAACGGAAUUACGACCUUUUCGGGUAUCCUUCGACAUAUUUGGUUUCGGCAUCAAGAGACGCAGAGCUCAAGACUUGAAACAUUAGAUCUAUAUUGGGUGUCGCGCGACGCCAACAAGCUUGAAUGGUUUCAGUCACUGUUCUCAAUGGAGAAAACCAUGGAGCUCUUCAGGACAGGGUUGAUCCGCAUUCAUAUAUAUUUCACAUCAGAAACAGCUUAUUCAUCGUCAUCGUCAUCGCCAUCGCCAUCAGCCCUUUGUAACAAUCUAUCUCCUAGACGGAGCUCCAGUAUUGGGAUUAAAAGAUCUCAGCAGAAUGAUGAAGCUAUUAGACGGGAAAAUAAACGCACACAAAACCCUCUACCUCCAGCUAUCGAAACAACAACAACAACAGAGUCUAUAGGGCUGGCUUCUGGAAGUGGGCGACGACGAUAUUCUGAAGAUGAUGAUGAACAUGAGGAACAUGAGGAAUUAUUGUCGCCUUUGGAUCGUUAUGGCGGUGGUGAUUCGGCAUUAGAAUCGGGCUUGCUUAUCUCCUUACAAUCGAUCUCUUCGCCUUCCAUAAACCCACAGCCCACAUCCCAUUCUAGUACAGCAACAGCAGCAGCAGCGGCAGUAGCACGGGCAGCAGAAAAUAUAGAACAGGGUGAUGACGCCAUUAUAGGCCCUAACAAUAUACAUUUUGGACGCCCUGAUUUUGCAACUCUAUUUGAAGACAUGAAGAGCAGGCUCCUGUUUCAGGAAGAGGAGAGUAAUGGUGAAGGCAACGACAGCGAGAAUGACGGCGAUGGUAAUCAGGAUAUUGGACAACAGCAACAACGACAACAACGACAACAAGGACGAAGACGACAACGACAGCAAUCUUCUUCUGCAGGAAAGAUUAUUAGAGUCGGUGUCUUCUAUUGUGGAUCGCCUGGCUUGGGAAGAACCUUGGCGCACGAAUGUAGCCGUAGUAGCGAUUCGCGUAUCAAAUUUGUCUUUUCCGGGCAAUGAUGAUUUGGCUAGUUAUAGAAUAAUGAAUAUAAACAAUGGAGCUAUAGAUUUUUUAAAAUAUCUGAUUUGACAAUCCU
This is a messenger RNA of Lobosporangium transversale, 2150 nucleotides long. Its product is annotated as FAD-binding domain-domain-containing protein. The coding region runs from base 31 to 2073 and encodes 680 amino acids. The record is from RefSeq and is a predicted model, not a curated record. Gene Ontology annotation, biological process: defense response; superoxide anion generation. Lineage: Eukaryota; Fungi; Mortierellomycota; Mortierellomycetes; Mortierellales; Mortierellaceae. The transcript has 2 exons. Gene Ontology annotation, molecular function: superoxide-generating NAD(P)H oxidase activity. Gene Ontology annotation, cellular component: NADPH oxidase complex; plasma membrane.